UGGCUGCGGUUGGAGUGGUGCAAUGAGCGCCUCCUCACGGUUCCUGAACGGAUUGCCGCCGUGGGGUGCGGACGGCAGGUCUCGGUACCAGCGGUUAAGUCAAAGGAUGCUGGACCUUUCGGGGGACCGGGGCGUGCUGAAGGAUGUCAUCCGAGAGGGUUCUGGAGAGUUGGUGACACCAGACGCUUCGGUGCUCGUGAAAUAUUCUGGGUAUCUGGAGCACAUGGACAAGCCUUUUGAUUCCAAUUGCUUUAGGAAAACCCCUCGGCUCAUGAAACUUGGAGAGGAUAUCACACUUUGGGGCAUGGAGCUGGGCCUUCUGAGCAUGCGGAGAGGAGAGGUGGCCAGGUUUCUGUUCAAACCGACCUACGCUUACGGAAUGCUGGGCUGUCCUCCCCUGAUCCCCCCAAACACUACCGUCUUGUUUGAGAUCGAGCUGCUUGACUUCCUGGAUUCUGCUGAGUCAGACAAGUUUUGUGUCCUCUCAGCCGAGCAACAGGAUCAGUUUCCACUUCAGAAGGUCCUAAAAGUGGCAGCUACUGAACGGGAGUUUGGCAACUACCUUUUCCGCCAAAAUCGUUUCUAUGAUGCCAAAGUGAGAUAUAAACGGGCCUUGUUGCUUCUCCACCGGCGAUCAGCACCCGCUGAAGAGCAGCUCCUGGUGGAGACCGCCAAGCUGCUUGUUCUCCUUAACCUGUCCUUUACGUACCUGAAGCUGGAGCGACCCACCGUGGCCCUGCGCUAUGGAGAGCAGGCUCUAGUCAUUGACCAAAAGAACACCAAGGCCCUCUUCCGAUGUGGACAGGCCUGCCUCCUCAUGACUGAGUAUCAGAAGGCCCGGGAUUUUCUAGUCCGAGCCCAGAAGGAACAGCCCUUCAAUCAUGACAUCAAUAACGAGCUGAAGAAACUGGCCAGCUAUUACAGGGAUUACCUGGGUAAAGAGAAAGAAAUGUGUCACCGAAUGUUUGCUCCUGGUGAACAUGGCUCUACAGUAGGAGAAAACUAAAGAUUCCUCAGCUAACUACAAGCAAGAGAAGAGAGGCUGCCCAGUUCUCCAUCGUUAUGGGGGUGGCGAGGGAGCUUUCUGGAAGGAACUCCUCAGAGCAGACUGUGUGGCAGUGACCUGCUUGGAAGAGGGGCUGGGAUUCUGCAGCCCGAGGCCACUGCCUCAUCUCUGACACUGCUGCUGAGGUGUUUUCACAGGUGCUGUUUUCUGUUUCACGUUUUCAUACAGAGGAGGGGAAAGGGUAGCUACUGACAAGUAGAAAAAUGCUAUUUUUUAAAGGCAGUUUCUUGUUUUUUCAAAUAGAAUAAGUCCUUGGUUUUUCUCCAGUCCCAACCCCCUUCCCGCUGCUCAUGUCUCUGGGUAAAUACAAAUAGAGAUGGCUUUGUGUAUUUUUGUAGGGCUCUCAGUUUUGAGGAGAGAGAAUUAUGUUACAGAUGUUUUUGUUGUAAGCAAAUAAAAGACUUCCUUGUCCUUGCAAGA
This is a messenger RNA of Delphinapterus leucas (beluga whale), 1486 nucleotides long. The record is from RefSeq and is a predicted model, not a curated record. Lineage: Eukaryota; Metazoa; Chordata; Mammalia; Artiodactyla; Monodontidae.